Saccoglossus kowalevskii is the source of this 771-nucleotide messenger RNA. RefSeq names its product ras-related protein Rab-37-like. Gene Ontology annotation, molecular function: GTPase activity; GTP binding. The record is from RefSeq and is a predicted model, not a curated record. NCBI's taxonomy places the organism in Eukaryota, Metazoa, Hemichordata, Enteropneusta, Harrimaniidae.
AAUAAAGUUGUUAACGUGGAUGGAUCUAAAGUUAAACUUCAGAUUUGGGACACGGCAGGGCAGGAAAGAUUCCGCAGUGUUACCCAUGCUUACUACAGAGACGCUCAUGCGUUAUUACUUUUAUAUGAUGUCACAAACCGACAGUCUUUUGAUAAUAUUCGGGCAUGGUUAUCUGAAAUCAACGAGUAUGCUAAUCAGAAUGUGGUGAUUAUGCUACUCGGCAAUAAAGCAGAUAUGUCAUCAGAGAGAGUCGUGAAAAGGGAGGAAGGUGAAAAAUUAUCACGGGAUCACGGCGUAGCGUUCAUGGAAACAAGUGCAAAAACAGGAAUGAAUGUAGAGUUGGCAUUCAUGGCUGUUGCUAAGGAUUUAAGAAUGAGAAAAGUACGACGACAAGGAGAACCCCGAUUCAACGUCUCUGAUUAUGUUGACAGUCAAAAACAGAAAAGUGGAUGUUGUAGUACGUAGUCUGUAACUAACAAUUAUAGAUGCUAUGGAAAACUUAGGUCAAGUCAUGUCUACAAGAUCGAGUACAGCAACUGCUAUUCUCUACUGCCAUGUCUACACAACAGUCGCUCGCAAAAUAGUUGUGCGUAUCCAGUCUGGCCAUGAAAACUUCCCAUCCGUGUUAACUACUGCCCUCUAGCUAUAAAAACAAAAGGCAUGAUUUAUUGCCUAUAGAGGUUUUUAGAUGGAAUAAGUUGUUUCUUGUAUGUCAAUAUACUUUUAUAACAAUCUUCUGACAAAGCUAAGAAACCUUCCAAAAAAGUAAAG